UUGUUCAGACAUGUCAGAAGUUAACGGUUCUAAUAUGUGAGAGGAAAUUAACACCGAUGGAUUUCAUUGCUAUCAGGAUUCGACUAGUAUACAAAUGGACAAACAAUUACCCGUUAAUAAUAAAAAAGAAUUUGGAAUUGUACAUCUUGAGGAGCAAUAUAUUGUUGGCGACGUCUAUUUGGGGGCUCUUAGUAACGUGGUUCACAAAAAACACGGCAGAAAUCGGUCUCCUUGAUGGCCCCUUGUCUCUUUAAGAGGAAUUCAUCCAGCGUUCCUUUCAGACCCCAAAAGCCUCCCCCAACUACCUGCUUUUGAACGUUGACGCUUUGACUGUCGGAAAGUCCCGUUCGUUUCUAUCGCAUCUAUGCCAGCAGGCGGUAAACUGAUCCCGGAUACACGCUUUUGCAAGACCAUUAUUUGCCUGACAAAGGUGGUCAAGGCCUCUCAGAAGAGCAGCAAUCUUAUCAACAUACCACAGAAUCCUGUCUUGGCUUUUCAGUCAAGAUCCAGUUUGUUCUCACAGACACUGAAAGGACAUCAGUAAGAAGGUGAAGCAGCACAGUCUGAGUCUGAAUCCUACUGUAGCUAGAUCAAGCUCAAACGAAUAAAAGCAGACAUCUAAAACCUACACCUGAACUUAGGAACAAGGGACAUGACUCCUGCCAGUUAAAUACAACAAAGAACAAAUCGUAUUUUCUGUAUUACUGCUGAACAAGUCCUCCCCACGGACAUCCACCUGCGGUUGGCCCCAUGAUGAAUAACAGCAGCAGACCCUGGUGGGAUGAGCUAUCCUGGGACCAGUCAGGCCAGUGCCGCACCUCGGUGAGCAGCACGACUUUCCUCAUUGUGGCGUACAGCGCCGUGAUUGCCGUCGGCCUCAUCGGCAACACCUGCCUCGUCUUCAUCAUCUCCCGGCAGAAGGAGAUGAGGAACGUCACCAACAUCUUCAUCGCCAACCUCUCCUGUUCCGACAUCCUCAUGUGCAUCGUCUGCCUGCCAGUCACUGUCAUCUACACCCUGAUGGACCGAUGGAUCCUGGGAGAAGCCCUCUGCAAGGUCACGCCUUUCGUCCAGUGCAUGUCUGUCACGGUCUCCAUCUUCUCCAUGGUGCUUAUCGCCCUGGAGCGCCACCAGCUCAUCAUCCACCCUACGGGCUGGAAGCCGGUGGUGGGUCACUCCUACCUAGCAGUGGCUGUCACCUGGAUGGUGGCUUGCUUCAUCUCCUUGCCAUUCCUCUCGUUCAACAUUCUCACCAACGCCCCCUUCCAGAACCUGAGCCUCCCUUACAAUCCAUUCACGGACCACGUGAUCUGCAUGGAGCUUUGGCCAUCCGAGCGUAACCGGCUGGCCUACACUACGUCGCUGCUGCUCUUCCAGUACUGCCUGCCCCUGUCCCUCAUCCUCGUCUGCUACCUGCGCAUUUUCUUGCGGCUACGACGGAGGAAGGACAUGGUGGAAAGAACGCGGGACCCCCGGCAGAAGAAAGCAAAGGGGUCCAAGAGGGUCAAUGUCAUGCUGGCCUCCAUCGUGGCUGUCUUCGCCCUCUGCUGGUUACCACUCAAUGUCUUUAACACGCUGUUCGACUGGCACCACUGGGCGAUCCCCUCCUGCCAGCAUGACAUCAUCUUCUCUGCCUGCCACCUGACGGCCAUGGCGUCCACCUGCGUCAACCCUGUCAUCUAUGGCUUCCUCAACAGCAACUUCCAGAAGGAGCUGAGGGCUGCGCUAUACCGAUGCCGAUGCUGGGGGGCGCCGGAGAGCUAUGAGAGUUUCCCCCUCUCCACAGUAAGCAUGGAGGUCACCAAAAUGUCUUCUUUGAGUGUAAUUACCUAGCUACCCAGCCCCUCUGCAAAAUCAACACAGAGUAAGAGAGAGUAUAAAACAAGCAUGAAUCUUUCAUAAGCCAUAUGGUUCCACAUUUUGUAGUUAAUGAAACUGGUACAUCUGCUUCUUACGUGUUUAAUUUCACUUAAGAAUCAGAACAUGACAGAAUAUUCAACUGAAACUGCCUAAGGAAAUUGGCCAAUUGUAUUUUUCACAAAAAUGCUUUAAUAUUGUACCAUAUGUUACUUGCUUUUCCAUUUUUUUUACUGUGUAUGUUGUGUGUUUACCAUGCAAGUCUCUGCUAAAAUGUUAGAUUGAUUGUUGUCCUAUUUUCUGCUAGUUUGUAAAGCACUGAAUGUUGACCUUUGUACUUAAUACAGUAGCACAGGUGAACCAGCAAUCUUUAUCAUUAUAUCCAAAGAAAGUCAUUCCAAAUGAUGAAAAGUGUUUAUGAUUAUGGAUUCCACUUCUGAAGACAUUUUAGUUUUUUUUUCUUACAAAGCCUCUAUAACCUAAAUGCUUAAAUCCAUAAAGACCGAAAAACACAGGUUCAUCCCAUUUUUUUCAAUGGCCAAACCUGUUCUUUUUUGUAAUAGAUGACUGUUUAGUUCAGAUGCUGGCUCCAUUUGCUGCUCCAUUCAGAUGUCAUUAUGCAUGAUAAAAUUCUGUGCUCUACGCUCUGUUUCCAUAGCAUAUGCUAGCUGCUCUGUUAGCGGGUAUUUAUCUGAGCUUAAGGUCACUGCAAGCAUGCAGCUGAAUUUCAAAUAUGUAAAUCAAUUUAUCGUUUUUCUGAAGAUCGCCGUGAAAUAUUUAUACAUUUAAUAACUAGCUCUUCUGUUUUUUUUUUUUAAUGUAUGCUUUUUCAUUCUGGUCAUGGACGUCUUGCUUUCUCUUUGGGAUUUUUGCGCUUCACCAGUCCUCGAAGGCAAUGUAUGAGAAGUAACGCACUGUGUGUCUGUCCCACAUGAACACAUUUCAGGCCAUUAUUUUGCUUGCCAUACCGUGUGCUUCUACAUGUGUUCAUAUUAAAAACAAGUGGAUUUUUAUUUUGGGUGCUAAACCCAAAAUUAUUUUUAAACAACAGGUAUUGUAGUUAAUAUCGUUGCCGUUUUAUGAGCAGUGAAGAGCCUGCAAGCUCUCGUUUCACUUCUGUAUGUCAAGGAAAGGCAAAGAACAUGGAAGGAUUUAUGUUUGACUCCUCUGCAUACUGACAUAUUUCAACUGAGAGAAAACAAGUGGCACAAAUAACAUCUGCCUUUCAUCUAGCCCUGCUGUUCUAACCUUGGAAUGGCCUAUUUUCAUCGAUCCCACAUACCAUCUAUUUGAUUACUGGCUCUCAGUUCUGGUCCAACAAGAUAGGUUGAUUUUUGAUAAGUAAACACUGAUAUGAUAAUAUUUUUGCAGUUUUAUUCUUAUCCGUAUUUAGGACACUCAUGGGAGUUUUACUUACACAAAAAUGAUCAGUUCAGAGAGAUAACCAAUCAGAUUGUAGAGGA
Messenger RNA from Paramormyrops kingsleyae, 3320 nucleotides. RefSeq names its product neuropeptide Y receptor Y8b (gene npy8br). Gene Ontology annotation, cellular component: neuron projection; plasma membrane. The record is from RefSeq and is a predicted model, not a curated record. NCBI's taxonomy places the organism in Eukaryota, Metazoa, Chordata, Actinopteri, Osteoglossiformes, Mormyridae. Gene Ontology annotation, molecular function: neuropeptide binding; neuropeptide Y receptor activity. Gene Ontology annotation, biological process: G protein-coupled receptor signaling pathway.